Penaeus chinensis is the source of this 1602-nucleotide messenger RNA. RefSeq lists its product as uncharacterized. The record is from RefSeq and is a predicted model, not a curated record. Lineage: Eukaryota; Metazoa; Arthropoda; Malacostraca; Decapoda; Penaeidae. The transcript has 12 exons. Bases 22 to 1182 code for a protein of 386 amino acids.
UAAGCAGCGAAACCGACAGCAAUGAUCAGUUACCCGCCAGUCAUCGAAAGGAAAAGACACAAGGUUUUUGUCUCCGGAUUGACAAUGGCCUACGCAGCUGAAACAGGAGACUGGGAUGAAUUUUAUCAUCCAGCACUUCAGACAGAAGAGGAAGUGUUAUUAGUGUAUGAAGAACAGUUUCCAUUAAAUGACUUUUGGAAGGAUCAUUUUAACCUUGCAAUCCUGCAGCAGAUAUUAGACACAAAAUUCAACUGCCAUCCAAGCAGCGAAUAUGUUGCAAAGAAAGAAGUUUCCCAGAGUUCGAGGCAUCUGCUUGUGAAAUGUAAGGUAUGCAACUGUGAUUUAGUGAGAUAUGCAGUACUUAUGAGUCAUCAUGAUGGGAAAAAACAUAAAAAGAUGUAUCAGAACAAUUUGAAAAAGUUGAUGGAUCCUUCCUUUGAGCGAAAGAUCGAACUCAGAAGUCUGGCUCAGCCGAUGGAGGGCUUUCAUCCAGGAACACUGGAAUAUUUGAUUAAUAAUGAUCCGCAGCCUAUUGUUGGUGUUCAGUUCCUGUACUCAAACACUAUGAAUGGUACAAGAAGCUACCACUGUAAACUCUGUACAUUUUGCUCACACACGCAAGAGAUGAUGCUAGCACAUCUGAAGUCAGUGUAUCAUGUUAAGUCAUUCUUUAUUACAAAGUACAAAAUGGACAUCCCCCAAAGUGAAAUGAACGCAGCCUGCAGACGAGUUGUGUGCAAUGAAGGACAGAUCAACCACAUGAUUCCUGAAUUCUCCUUAUCAAGAGGAGUGCAAGGGCAAGUGACUAAAGAAACAGAAAUGAAACGAAAGUGUUUGGAGGUUGAGAGUAAUGCCAUGUUGGCAAUGGCAAAAGAAGUUGGAGUUCAGAAGGAACUGGAUCCUUAUCUGUGCAUUACUUUGGCCAAAAGGGUUCCUAUGAUGUAUCGAACAACAGAGAAAAUGGACUUAAGUAAGUUAGCCUUCUUCAUGAGCUACAUCUAUCUCUCCAUCAAAAAGCUGGAUCUCUACUACACAGUGAAAGGAGACGAGUUCAAUAUGGUGAAGAUGAAGAAGCUCUUCUACUACUUCUCAAAUGUUUGCAACGACAUGAAUUUAGUGCCGCCCCGAGAAUGCCCCGAUGGUGAGCUGUCUCCUUCGAAAACCCAUCUUUCGCACAAAUAAUUUGAACUUGCUGAAGACCUUUCCACGAAGAACACACAGCAAAGCUAAACAUUGAAUUGUUUUUAUUAUUAUUGAAAGUGUUUUUGCAGAAAGGAAAGUGGUUAGGAGACGGAAUAUUUGGGUGUCCAUUGAUAAUCCAAUCAGCUGGUUUAUUUUACUUUUCAGAUACAAAAUAGAAAGCGAUAUGCAAUCCUUUGUUUCUGCCGCUGUGUUUGUUACUUUCCCAUGGGUUUGUCUUCUCAUUUAUAUCACUCUCUCUCUCGUGCUUCGAAUCACCAAGGAAGAAAACUUUUAAUUUGCUAAAUACCUCCGCAUGAAGAGGUCUUUAGGUCUUCAAAGGAAAUUAUUUAAUAGACUUAUGUAUCAUGAGAUUAAUUUCAGUAAAAUUGCGAGUGAUUUAAAUAAAUCGGCAAAAUCUUC